Messenger RNA from Meleagris gallopavo (turkey), 2337 nucleotides. Lineage: Eukaryota; Metazoa; Chordata; Aves; Galliformes; Phasianidae. The record is from RefSeq and is a predicted model, not a curated record.
GCCUGUUAUUGUUGUCUCACAAUCUUAGGAGAGCGCAGAAAUGUCUCACUUUGAAAAUAAAGGGUUGAUACUGGGCAUAAUGGCAGGGACUGCUGGAAUAAGCCUGGUCCUGGUUUGGUACCACAAGACCCGAAAACCCAGUGCAGCUGUGCACAUGCCUGCAUUCACAGAUGUAGAUAACAAGCUUCAUUCUGUGAGUUUGAAACAUGAAGCCCAUAAUGAACAAGGAGCAGUCAUGGUUUUACAUGGAAGGCAACUACAGAUACUUGAAAAACUGAACGGUUUGCUAAUAAGUGUGGACGAACUGAAGAGAGAGGUGAAAUUUCUAAAAGAAGCUAUUCCAAAGCUGGAAGAUCUUGUUCGAGAUGAGCUCCAGGGGAGAGGGGAUGCACAGAGAGCUAGCCCAUCACACAGAGCAGCAAGGCGGAGGAAAGUGGAGGCAGCAUCUGGUGCAACAGAAACUACCAGUUCUGAGGAGGCAGAAAGUGAAGGAGGUUACCUUACAGCUCAUACUGAUACUGAAGGAGACUCUGAGGAAGAGAAGGGCUGUAAGAAGUCACCUGAUACCACUGUGCAGCCAGAAGAUGAAUUAUUUAAUCUUCUACAGGAGGUGGACAGUUUGCACAAGGGUUCAGAGGAUGACAAAAAGGAGAGCUUCAAACUACUACUUGAGAAAGAAGCAAAGUAUGAAAACUGUGUGGACUUUCUUUGGAGAUUUGCACGUGCUUAUGGAGAUAUGUUUGAGAUGACUACUGAUGCUGAGGAAAAGAAAAAAUAUGUUUCUGAUGGAAAGGCUAAAGCUGAAAAGGCUGUCCAGUUGGAUGCCAUGAGUGCUGAGAGUCACCAGUGGUUUGCAAUUAUGUGUGGCUAUAUGUCUCAGUUUGACAGUGUACAAAACAAAAUCAGGAAUGGUUAUCUCUUUAAGGAGCAUCUAGAUAAAGCAAUUGAACUUAAGCCUCAAGAUCCUCUUUUAUAUUACCUAAAUGGAAGAUGGUGCUACUCGGUAGCUCAAUUGUCUUGGCUUGAAAAGAAAGUAGCUACUGCUCUCUUUGGGACUCCACCAACUUCAACAGUAGAUGAAGCACUGCAGAAUUUUCUUAAGGCAGAAGAAAUGCAUCCAGGAUAUUCCAAAUGCAAUUAUGUGUAUUUGGCAAAGUGCUAUAAAGAUCUUGGCCAGAAAACCAAUGCACUGAAGUACUGUGAAUCUGCACUGUCAGUUCUCCCAGUUACUAAUGAGGACAAAGAGGCCCAGAAGGACUUAGAGGAUUUACUUCUCACACUGAAGAUGUGAUACUGCGCACUUGUUAACUCUUCAUGCUGUGAUAAAACUGAGAGUCUGUAGUGAUUGUGUGCAGCAGGUGAACUCCAGCUGAGUCAAUGGGAAUGGCCUUCAAGCAUGUGGCAAUUAUGUCGUGAAAAUGACGCGUUCAUUUUUGAUUGAUUAUUUAUAAUUCUAUAUUGAAGAUUAAUUUUAGAUUGCUGACACUGUGAGUUCAAUUCUCUGAACAAUGAGUCCACUGCUGGCAAUGGACAUAAUGGGGAUUAGAAUGCAAAAUGCAUAAAUCUUGCUCUGAAAGAUUAAUCAACUAAUAUGUGAUGCCAGCAUAAAACUGAGUGCAGCAAAGUCAGAAGCAAAAAUAUUUCUAUAGUAAAUUAUAUUUGUAUCAAUUAAUAUAUACACAGGUAUGUAUGAAAGGAAAUCAUGACUGUUUAUGUUUACACACUACUGUUAAGUAAUUAGAAUCUUUCUAAAGAGAAAGCUGUUGCUUCCACAAAACUCUUUUUACUUUAAACCUUCUGCUGGUUUUACAUAGAUAUAUGAAAACUUUAUAAAUUAAAUAUUAAAGCCAUACUUUAUUUGUAACAUCAAUGGGUACAAUAUUAAAAAUCAGACUGGUGAAAUUCAGUGUUUUAGAUGAAUCUAUCACAGCUGUGAUUUUUAAUGGCUUUAUUAAAAAAUCUUCAUCGUGUUUGUGAAUACUGGAUCUUUCUGUUUGAACAGCUGCCAAGUGUGGUGGUGUUAGUUUAUUCCCUGAAAACCAAGUUUAGCAUGUGACUGCCGUUAACCUCAUACCACCUGUGUAACACAACCUGUACAUAAAAAUACGUACUUUGAGCACGUAGGACAACAGUGUUUUCAAUAAAAUGUAGCAGGCAGGGAGAUAAUUUUGUUCACAAAUGGACUGAUCCAGAAUUCACUCAACUGUGAAGAAAAAUAAAAACAAGCUUUCAUUGGUUUUCAAUUCAGAGUUUUAGACUAGAUGUGGGAAGUAUAUCUGGAAGAAGUAUUUCUGUUAAAGGAAAUGAAGGAAAUAAAAUUGAAUAAGGACAACUUCA